This is a messenger RNA of Propithecus coquereli (Coquerel's sifaka), 654 nucleotides long. RefSeq lists its product as uncharacterized. Lineage: Eukaryota; Metazoa; Chordata; Mammalia; Primates; Indriidae. The record is from RefSeq and is a predicted model, not a curated record.
AUGGCUACAAACUGUAGUGCUGUGAGAAGUCAUUCAAAUCUGCUCCACACACAUUGUUAUUUGAACAUUCACAGAAGACUAUUAUCUCCUCCCUGCCCUCUACGAAGCAUCUCCAGGGCACCCAUUACGGUGAGGCCACUGUUUUCACCCUUCCAACCAGCGUUCAGGGCUUCCAAAGCUUAACAUCAUGUUUAUUACAUAACAACAAGACAUAAGCCAAAACAACUUGCUGCUGGGCUUUUAAAUAUAGCCGCAGCAAAAACUCUUUUCUGGGCUUGAGGAAAACCACUUCAAAUGUCUCCUAAUUUCAGCAAUUUUCUGGUCUAUAGAAUAAAAAGUCUAAAAAUGGCUCUGAAAGUGUUUAAGUGCGCACACAGCGAGCCCACCACUCUGCUGGCAGACAGUGACGCAAGGGGCGGCACGUGGAGAGGGAAGCUGAGUGCUCUUGGCUGUUGGCAUCUGCAGCAGCCUCUCCAGGGAGUAUUGCCUGUGCGGUAAACGCUCUCUGAGGAGAAAAAGGCAAAGUCCUGGACGGGAAGCCUUCAAAGUUGGUUCCACGGUAAUGUGACUCAGUGGCACAGAGCUUGUUCCUCCCUUUUGUUCCCUUUUCUAGUUGUGGGGACCCAGUUGUGUUCAUCUGGAGGGUUUAUUUAG